ACUCGAGCUUAAGUCGGGACAAAUCAAAAUGAUAACUGUUGUUUUACUUACGUUGGUGACGCUCAUAUUUUUAUAUCAGCUAUAUAAAUAUGCAGUCGCUCGUCCUGAAGGAUUCCCACCGGGUCCUCCACGAUUGCCCAUCUUCGGCAGCUAUCUCUUUAUGCUGCUGAUCAAUCACAAAUACCUACACAAGGCCGUUUUACAACUCAGCAAGUGGUACAAGUCGGACAUUAUUGGUCUGUAUGUGGGAUCGUUUCAAAUUGCCGUCGUCCACAAUGGAGAGGCAGUUCGUGAGAUCCUGAAUAAUCAGCUCUGCGAUGGACGACCCGUUGUCUACUUGAGCAAAAUCCGUGAUCCUGAAGUUUGUGUUCGAGGCAUAUUCUUUAAGGAUGGAAUUCUGUGGAAAGAACAGCGUCGCUUUAUUCUUCGUUAUCUGCGUGACUUUGGAUUUGGUCGUCGCUUCGAUCAGUUGGAGAAUGUCAUCGCGGAGGAAAUUACCGACAUGCUCGAGAUCAUACGCAGCGGUCCUCGCUACGCGCACGAGCAUGAGCUGGUCAAGCCGGGUGGAUAUAGAAUACAACUGCCUCUAUUUUUCAGUCCCUUCGCUGCCAAUAGUCACUUCAGCGUUGUCUACAACGAGCGGACUUCGAGACCCGAAAUGGCCAAGCUAAUAAAACUAAUUCAGUUUGGACUACAAUUUCAACGCAACGGCGAUGAUUAUGGAAGAAUGUUGAGCAUCAUACCGUGGAUUCGACAUAUCUGGCCCGAGACCAGCGGAUAUAAGAAACUGUAUGAGGCGAACAUGUUUAUAUAUCAAUACUUUGCAGAAAUAGUCGAUCGCCAUUUACUUACUUACGAUGAAAACUUCGAGCGCAAUUUCAUUGAUAUCUACAUAGCCGAAAUGAAGAAGGAUCUGCCCAAAGAAUACGGCUUCAAUCGCGAACAGUUCAUCAUGGGCCUCAUCGAUUUCUCGUUUCCCGCUUUCACGGCACUCGGCAACCAAGCAACACUGAUUGUGCAGUACCUCAUGCUCAAUCCCGAGGUCACGAAGCGCAUACAACGCGAAAUCGAUGAUGUGGUGGGCAGUGGACGCCUGCCCACAUUGGACGAUCGUGAGAAGAUGCCCUAUACUGAGGCAACGAUACGAGAGACCAUGCGCAUCGACACCUUGGUACCUUCCGAUGUGCCACACAAAGCUCUCGAAGACAUUGAGCUCAUGGGCUACCGUAUACCCAAGGACACCCUAGUCAUUCCCAGUCUAUAUGCCAUGCACAUGGACAAGCGAAUUUGGGGUGAUCCCGAAAAUUUCAGACCCGAACGUUUUCUGGACGAACAAGGCAAUUUGUGCCUCAAGAAGGACUUGUCCCUGCCCUUUGGAGCUGGCAAACGAUUGUGUGCCGGCGAGACCUUUGCACGGAAUAUGCUCUUCCUAAUAACCACAGCCAUGUUGCAGAACUUUGACUACGUUCUAGCCCCGGGCGACAGCUUGCCUGAUCUAUCCAAGAAUGAGGUCGGGCUGGUUCUAACGCCUCCAGAUUACUGGGUACAACUCAAAGAGCGUUCGUAAUGCCACGAGCC
This is a messenger RNA of Drosophila navojoa, 1578 nucleotides long. Its product is annotated as putative cytochrome P450 304a1. Gene Ontology annotation, cellular component: cytoplasm; intracellular membrane-bounded organelle. Lineage: Eukaryota; Metazoa; Arthropoda; Insecta; Diptera; Drosophilidae. Gene Ontology annotation, biological process: xenobiotic metabolic process. The record is from RefSeq and is a predicted model, not a curated record. Gene Ontology annotation, molecular function: heme binding; iron ion binding; steroid hydroxylase activity.